UGCUCCGGCACAAACAAUGGUCGUUCAUUGGCCGGCUCCGAAAAUCGAGUUCAAGAUCUCACCACAAUGUACGAAAAUUGCACACGGGUAUACGGUAACGUUGAAAUCACUCAUUUGACGAAGACGACGCUGACAAAUUGGACAGAUGCCGAUUUCAGCCGGAAGCUUAGGAUAUUUGAACACAUACGAGAGAUCAAAGGAUACCUUCUCAUUUAUAAUGUGGACAUACGAAGUAUAGAUUUUCCGAAUUUGAAAAUCAUCUGGGGUGAUGAUUUGUUAGACGACACCAGCGCUCUGACGCUGAGUAGUAAUUUGGAGUUAAAGGAACUGCGGAUGCCGAAACUGCGAGCAAUUCAGAAAGGGAAUGUGCGUAUCGAGAACAGUACGUUCUUAUGCUAUCUGCAAUCGAAAGUCAACUGGGAUGAGCUACUCGAAGAUGAUGCUGAAAAACGCCUUUACACGUCUGAAUCAGCAUUUCGUCAGUGUAAUCCCUCACUAAUGAAAUGUACUGGUUGCAAACAUUGCUGGAGUGGGAAGGAAAAAUACUGUCAAGAAGAGUACCGAUCCGUCUGCGGAGAUAAAUGCGCCUCUCGCCAAUGUUUCUUACCUGCUAAUUCAAGUGAGUAUGAGUGCUGCCAUGAAGCUUGCACGGGCGGUUGUACCGGACGUGGUGCUCAUCAGUGUGUGGCUUGUCGUGAGUUGAGCCUUGAUGGAGUUUGCGUACACCAAUGCCCACCUAUGAUGGUUCAUGAUUCAAAAAAGGGAAUGUUGGUUCCAAAUCCUAAAGGACGUUAUGUUUAUGAUCGAUACUGUGUUGAGGAAUGUCCUAGUGAGUAUGAUCUACCUAGCUCUGUCGGCUACCAGACACCACCUAAACCUCUUUGCGAUUUUAGAAGAGUUGCUGGUGGAAAGGGAUGCAUGUGUUCGACAUUGUUCUGUAGGAUCUCAUCACGAUAUGACAAAGGAUUCUAG
Messenger RNA from Strongylus vulgaris, 972 nucleotides. The record is from the annotation of a GenBank genome assembly. NCBI's taxonomy places the organism in Eukaryota, Metazoa, Nematoda, Chromadorea, Rhabditida, Strongylidae.